Oryzias melastigma (Indian medaka) is the source of this 1498-nucleotide messenger RNA. RefSeq names its product insulin-like growth factor-binding protein 6. NCBI's taxonomy places the organism in Eukaryota, Metazoa, Chordata, Actinopteri, Beloniformes, Adrianichthyidae. Gene Ontology annotation, biological process: regulation of insulin-like growth factor receptor signaling pathway. The transcript is spliced from 4 exons. Gene Ontology annotation, molecular function: fibronectin binding; insulin-like growth factor I binding; insulin-like growth factor II binding. Bases 505 to 1044 code for a protein of 179 amino acids. The record is from RefSeq and is a predicted model, not a curated record. Gene Ontology annotation, cellular component: extracellular region.
UUGUUGUGUGAAAAUAAGGCGGCAGGAAAAUUGAGGCUUUAAUUUAAUUUUACCACUCAGCAGUUCCAGAAUCAGAUUUAGUCCUCUUUUCUCAUAAAAAUAGUGUUUUGGGUGUUUUUAACAUGUUUUUUGUCUCACGAUGGAGGACAUUCAUAAGUAAAAUAAGGUUAAGACUACGAUUUUUGGUCUUGUUGGGGUAAUUAUCUCUAUAAAUUCAGAAAACAGGACUUCGGUGCAAGAAAUUCAGAUAUAUCAGUUGGUACAUGCUGAUAGACAGCUAAUCAUUAAUUUGUCUGCUUUGUCAACUGUGGGUGUGCUCAGCUGUGUGGAAAUGAGAACCUCACGCCCUCACAUACCUUUCCACGCCACUUUAUGCUCUUUAAAAGCUGCUUCCACCGUCCGUCGGCUCUGUCUUCAUCCUGGCUGGAGGAAAUCACACCAUGAAGGGAGAGACUCACUCUGAAGAGUAAAUAAAAAAAGAAGUUGUGGAGCUUUUUGUGCAAGAUGUUAUUACACAUCUUGGUGAUGUUCCUCCUGAAGACAGCUCUCUCAAGCCCUCUGACCACACUGCCACAGAGAGGAUGUCCCACCUGCAAGUCUCAAGCAAAAACGGAGUCCGGCAUCACCGGUCUGGCUCUUGGCGAUCCGUGUGGUGUCUACACUCGGAGCUGCGCUCACGGUUUGCGCUGUCAGCCUUCAGAGGAUGAGACGAGGCCCCUGCAUGCCCUGCUGGAGGGAAGAGGAGUCUGCAGGAGCGUGAGCAGUGCUGAGCCCACCCAGCAGACCUACUCUGCAGAUCCUUCCCCUGCCAAGGAGCAGAACGAGGCUCCAUGUCGUAAACUCCUCACUACUCUCAUGAGAGGACUCCACGCUCAUGUAUUCCAGUCCCAUCACGACAUCUACAUGCCGAACUGUGACAAGCGGGGCUUCUUCAGAAAAAAGCAGUGUUGGUCGUCUGGAGGUAAAUGGCGGGGAAAGUGUUGGUGUGUGGACGAGAACGGGACGCCCAUUUCUGAAAACCUCAGAAGCAGCCAGAGCUGCUAAAGUGUGAAGGACACUGGAACUUGAACCUCAGGAAACUGAGGUGAAGGAAGAGCAACGACAGUCCUUCACUCUCAGCAUGAAGCUGCUCCUCCUUCAGUCAGCUGGAACUUUGAGCCUUUGCGCCCUCUACUGACCAGUCCACCUCUUUUGGUUUCACUCUUUCUCAAUAGUCUCAUGUAGAUUUACCACAUGGAAACCUCAUAAAUACCUAAAUCAUUUCAAACCAUUUAGCUGCACAUAUUUUAGCCAAUUAUUUGCACUUUUCUUAAGGCCAAAUGCAUAUUUUGUUCAUCAUCCUCAUUUACCUAAUUCUUCUUUUAACGUUAUUGACAGACAAUCCUAUUGAUGUUUCCUUAAAUGUGUUUGUUUUUGCAAAUAUUCAUCAUGUUGUUUCUCUCAUUUGUUACGGUCAAUGUAGAAUUGUGUGAAUAAAUAGCCUGUGAUAUGUUUUAAA